GUGUCUGUGUGUGUGUGUGUUGCUCUGCGUUCCUUUGCAAACACAGAGCUCCGUUAGUUUGAAGAUGACCAGUGCGCCGUGCAGUCGAUAACAUAACAGCAGCAGGAAGGGUUUGGAAUCGUGCUUUGGUGUCGAAAGAUAACAUUCUUAAGAGAAGUCUUUGCGAUCACCAACAACAAUGUUGGCUGUGUCUCAAACCAUGGUGACAGAGGAGACCCUUGCAUGUCUUCACCUUCAACUGUAUCACCCAGAACAGUCCAGGCAUCCUCUUUACAGCCUUCUGCGCAUGAACCAACCGUACAAGAUCAGCACCGAAGAUCCCAUCAGACUUGGCCGAGAUGGACAGUCCUGCUCGUUUGUGCUGAAUGACACCCGUGUCUCCAGAAAACUGCUCUCCAUCCAGGCGUACCGCAAGCGCGGUAGCCCAGACCUACGUUUCUCUGUGCAGAACAUGAGCCUGAAAGGCAAGAUAUUGGUAAACGGGUGCGAACUCAGUUAUCUCGAGCGAGUUGAUCUGGAAGAAAAGGCCCUGCUCAGAUUUGGGAAAUAUGAAUUAUUCAUUUGGCAUGAGCCUGGUGAGGCACAGGACAGUUUUGAAGUAUUGUUUGAAAAACUGAAUGUGUCCCCUUCGAGGGAAAUGGGUAUUGAUAUGCCUUGUAGGAUCCCAGUAAUGGAUACAGGUGUGAGAAACUAUCAGAAUGAAGCACUCAUGAGUCCAGAGCCGCUGGAAAGUGACGAAACUGUGUAUAUGUAGCAGCCAGAUGAGUGAGUAAAGAUGAGUGCACUAAGAGUCACUCUGGGGUUUUUAAGUCCAGUGAUGGGGGCAAGGCUGCUGAAUGAGCACAUGACAUUUCCUCAUUUCAAUGCGUGUGAAGACAACGGUUUUCCGCAACAGAUUUUUCUUUAGGUUCUGUCCUUCCUGUCAUGUCCUAUAUUUUCCUUGCAUCAACACAAUCUUUUGAAUCAGUUACAUUAAAUAGUUUUUGUUAGUAGUUGAACAAUACCUUGAGUAGGUUUUCUGAAUUGUCUUACCAGCUUACUGUAUUUAUAAAUUGUAUUAUUUAAAUGUCACUGAGUCAGAUAUUUAACUUCCUUCUCUCUGGAUGUAACUUUCAUAAACACUUAACAGCACGUUGUACACUUUUCUCUAAAAUAAUCUAAGUGUAUGAUAUACUGAUUAACUCUGGUGCAUUUAUCAAGUAUGUAGAUAUGUUGUGUUAUAUGGCCUAUCAAUGUGAAAUACCUAAAGAAGGAUUUUUAUCAAUUAUUAUUAACACUUCUUUUUUUUUUUUUUUUUUUUUUUAUACCUGGAGCAUUAUACUACUUCAAAUAAAUAGAGCAAUUCUGUAAACCUGCUUGAGCUUCUUUAAGCAAAAUGGAAAUCUGUCUGUUAACAAGUAAAGGAAUGCAGGAACAACAGGUUUGACUAGUAAAAGAUUUUUAGCAAGACAUGUUUAUAUACUUGAAUUGUAUUUGCAGUAAACAUGUGUGAUGUCAGGAUGUCUGUUUUAACCUUUAGCUAGCUAUACCACUGUGAAAACAACAUAAAUGCAAACAUUGUUCUA
Messenger RNA from Clarias gariepinus (North African catfish), 1565 nucleotides. It is a transcript of the gene tifa, whose product is annotated as TRAF interacting protein with forkhead associated domain. Bases 179 to 754 code for a protein of 191 amino acids. The transcript is spliced from 2 exons. Gene Ontology annotation, molecular function: protein binding. NCBI's taxonomy places the organism in Eukaryota, Metazoa, Chordata, Actinopteri, Siluriformes, Clariidae. The record is from RefSeq and is a predicted model, not a curated record. Gene Ontology annotation, biological process: canonical NF-kappaB signal transduction.